UCCUCAGUUCCUCGCGUUCCUCGUCCCUUCCGCUCUUCCUUUCCUUCCACAGGCGCCGCCGGCCGACGAUGGGCGCAUCACGCCGCUCACGGACUCCCGCCGCCGCCGCCUCCCGUGCUACCCCAAGAAUGCAGCACGCCCGAUGUCGCCGCGCGCAUCUCGCCGCUCGUGGCCUCCCACCUCUGCGGCCGCCGCCGGCCAGGAAUCUCACCCUCACGGCCUCACCGGUCGCCGCCGCUCCGCGCAUCUCGGCGUACCCGCCUUCGGCCGCUGAUUUCUCCCCUGGGCUAGCUCGCGACCCGAACCGAGCUGGGCUCGAGCCCAAGACGAGCCAGCCCAGGUGGCUCGCCGGCAGCCUCGGACCGGAUCGGCGCGUCGACGGCGAGCGCGGGCCGAGCCCGGCUCGGCUCCUUCCCUCACAGCCCGCAUCGAUCAGUCAACUCUACUUCCUCCCGUGCUUGUAGGCACAACCUUGGACUCUGUUGAUUUGGACAUGAGACGCUGCGACAACAAGUGUCAGUAUCAGCUUUUACAUGUGCAAAUUCUUCUUGACCGAUUCACCGACGUGGGGCACAAAUGUAUUCAAUCAAAUCGAGAUGGGUUUCCAUGUCCUUUAUAAACCUAACCAGUUUUUCCCACCUCGACAUAAAAGAAAGAAGGGAACCUCAUGGAGCAUGGUACUAGAAUUGUUAGCUGCAAGGAUGAAUGCCUGUUCAUGUGCUCUAAUCUUUACAAUGCAGCCUUCGAAGGCCACACACAUAAGGUCACCGGCCUCCUCGAAGGAAACAUCAGCCACUCACUGCAAGCUGGUCAUCACCAUGGGCAGCAUGGAUCCAGAUCAAGCUGUAGUGCCAAGGAGGUGACUGGAGAGCUGAACACCCUUCUACACAUUGCCGCAGGGCAGGGCCACUGCGCCCUCAUCGUGGAGCUCUGCCGCCGGGACAGCUCCCUCCUCUGCUCCGUGAACAAGUCGUUGGAGACGCCGCUGCAUGGCGCGGCCAGGGCCGGCCAUGCCGAUGCCAUGGAUGCCAUUGUCCGGUCGGCCAGUGGAGAUGAUAGCGUGGAAGAAGGAAGGCUCCGCGGGGUUCUCUGCUGGAGGAACGAUGCCGGGGACACGGCUCUGCACCUGGCCGCGAGGCAUGGCCAUGGCGCAGCGGUGGAGAGGCUCGUGAGGCUUGCGCCAGAGAUGGUGGCAGAGCUGGAUGGCGCCGGCGUGUCGCCUCUCUACCUCGCGGUCAUGAGCAGGUCGGUUGACGCUGUCCGGGAAAUCAUUGCCUCGGAGGGCGAUGCUUCGGUUUCUGGGCCGGAUUCACAAAAUGCUCUGCACGCCGCUGUUCUCCAAAGUUCAGAAAUGGUUUCUUUGCUUUUGCGAUGGAGGCCAGAACUUGCUAGCAACCUGGACAUAAACAAGAGCAGCCCACUCCAUUUUGCGUCAUCUGACGGUGAUUGCUCAAUCGUCAAAGCGAUCUUGAACCAUUCAGCACCUAGCACUGCAUACCUGCAGGAUAGCGAUGGCCUCUCAGCUUUGCACGCUGCAGCACGGAUGGGCCAUGUAGCUGCUGUCCGUCUGUUGCUGCAGUUCUACCCUGCUUGUGCAGAUAUUCGUGAUAACCAGGGCAAAAGCUUUCUGCACGCGGCGGCUAUGAAUGGCCACUCUUCCGUCGUGUCAUAUGCUAUAAAGAACAGGAUGCUGGAACAUCUCUUGAACACACAAGACAAGGAAGGGAAUACGCCGCUCCAUUUGUCUGUGGUUGCAGGAGAGCACAAGGUUAUCUCCAAGUUGUUAUCGAGUGGAAAAGUGCAAGGCCACAUUAUGAACAAUUCUGGCCGUACCCCGCUUGACCUUGUACAGAGUUCAACAGGUUUCUCCUCAAUGGUAAGGCUAGUGGUGAAAUUAUAUGUCUCUGGAGCACAAUUCAAGCCACAGAGGCAAGACCAUAUUCAAAAGUGGAACGGUCAAGACAUCAUGAAAUGGCGAGAGAAAAUAUCGAACAACCUCGCGGUUGUUUCCACACUCGUGGCGACCGUCGCCUUCUCGGCAGCGUUUAACGUGCCUGGAUCAUAUGGAUCUGAUGGAAAGGCAAAUCUGAGUGGAGAUUGGUUGUAUGAUGCCUUCCUCGUGCUGGACACCAUUGCCGUGACCACUUCUGUGGUUGCAACGAUACUGUUGAUAAACGGGAGAGCUUCGCGCUCUCAUCGCUCAUGGAUCGGGUUCAUGGUUUCGUUGCACUUUCUUUGGCUCUCACUGAAUAGCAUGAUGCUAGGCUUCUUUGCGGCUAUAGUCGCGGUGAUGAGCCACAAGAAUCCCAUGAAUAUUGCAUUGUCUCAGCUUAUAUACUAUGGGUUGUACAUCUUGAUAACGUUGCUUGGAAUCCUUGCAACACCUGGAUCUCUUAUAGGCAUUUUGCGAUUUCUGGUAGGCAGUUGCUUCCAAAGGCGGCGGCGUGUCAAGAGGCGCAUAGGUCGACAAUUUCCCUUUGUCAUGUUUUAUGCUAUCAAUGUGGUUGUGUUUAUUGUCAUAAAUAUUGCAUCACUCUCUGCAAUAAAUGUCAUUGGUAGGUUAUCUACAAAGAAAUAAAAACGAUAUCUUAUCCGUUAUUGACUCA
Brachypodium distachyon (stiff brome) is the source of this 2606-nucleotide messenger RNA. RefSeq names its product ankyrin repeat-containing protein At5g02620. NCBI's taxonomy places the organism in Eukaryota, Viridiplantae, Streptophyta, Magnoliopsida, Poales, Poaceae. Gene Ontology annotation, molecular function: protein phosphatase regulator activity; protein phosphatase 1 binding. Gene Ontology annotation, cellular component: plasma membrane. The coding region runs from base 668 to 2578 and encodes 636 amino acids. The transcript is spliced from 4 exons. The record is from RefSeq and is a predicted model, not a curated record.